AUGGCUCGUCAGCACCGGAAGAAGGCGCGUGCACACGGCGUGGCGGCGCGCUCCAAGGCCUCCUCGAGCCAGCAGAAGCAGCAGCCGCAGGCGCCCGCGGACUCUCUCAGCGCCGCCGCCAGCUUGAGCCGCGGCCAGCGCAAGCGCCUGAAGCGCCGCGCCGCCUUCAUGCGCAAGAUGGGCAUGGUGGCCAAGGUGGCCCAGGAGCAGCAGACGCAGGCCAAGAAGAGCGAGAGCGGCGUGUUCGCCGACCUGGAGGAGCUGCAGAGCUCGCUGUUCCAGGAGGACGACGACCAGAAGAAGAAGACGAAGAACAAGGCCCAGACCAAGAAGAAGGCCCUGAGCGGCCGCCAGCGCCAGAAGCUGGCGGUGCGUGAGCUGGGCCAGCUCAAGGCCGUGCAGACCCACUCGAGCUUCAAGAGCGACCCGUUCGCGGCCAUCCAGGCCCACCUGCAGAACACGGUGGUGCAGGCGAACCAGGAGCUGCUGAACAAGACCAACGCCGCCUCGGCCAAGAGGGCGGGCGGCAACAACAAGAUGGACGUCGAAGCUUGA
This is a messenger RNA of Phytophthora sojae, 555 nucleotides long. RefSeq lists its product as hypothetical. Gene Ontology annotation, biological process: maturation of SSU-rRNA from tricistronic rRNA transcript (SSU-rRNA, 5.8S rRNA, LSU-rRNA). The record is from RefSeq and is a predicted model, not a curated record. The transcript has 2 exons. Gene Ontology annotation, cellular component: 90S preribosome; preribosome, small subunit precursor; nucleolus. NCBI's taxonomy places the organism in Eukaryota, Oomycota, Peronosporomycetes, Peronosporales, Peronosporaceae. Bases 1 to 555 code for a protein of 184 amino acids.